AUGCUCCUUUUGCUACCCUCGUUGCUAAGUGCACAGGCACCGCAGCCAGGCAUUACGCUGAACCUCAUAAAUGCAACAGUUCCAGAAGUAUUUACCGCCAUCGAACGCCAGUCGGACUAUAAUUUUCUUUAUGAAGAAAAGGUAAAAAGCUAUGCAAAGAAAAUCAGCAUCCGGGUGACGGACGCGUCGAUUGAAAAGGUGCUGAACGAGCUGUCGCGGCAGAGCAGUUUAUCCUUUAAGAAGAUCAAUAAGAACAUUGCCGUUUCGCUGAAUGAUGUAACCGGUGCCACGGGAACCCUUAAAGUCUCCGGAUUCGUAAACAGUGCGAAAGAUAAGCUGCCCGUUGUCAAUGCCACCGUGUAUAUUAAGGACACACCUGUUGGUACGGUUACUGAUAUGAAUGGUGCAUUUACAAUAAACGUGCCGCAGCAAUACAACCUGCUCACGGUUGCUGCUACCGGUUAUACCGAUCAAACGGUACUGAUCAACAUGCAGGAGGGACUGGCUGUUUCGUUGGUUCCCGGCGCCGGUCUGGAGGAAGUGGUGGUCAUUGGUUAUGGCUCCCAGUUAAGUGAUAAAGUAUCCGGAUCUAUUUCGCGGAUCACAGCAGACAAGCUGGAGCAUAUGCCAAUCACCAGUUUCGAGCAGGGCCUGGUUGGUCAGAUGGCUGGUGUGGAAGUUGUACAAAACUCCGGCUCACCGGGAGGAGAUGUGCAGAUUCGCAUUCGUGGUAUCAGUACUAUCACCGCAGGUACCAAACCCCUGAUUGUACUGGAUGGAUUGCCAUUGUCUGAUAACAAUACCAGCAGCCUGAACCACUCGGAUAUAGCUUCUGUUGAAGUGCUGAAAGAUGCGGCAGCAGCAGCGAUCUACGGGUCGCGCGGUUCUAAUGGCGUCAUCCUCAUCACCACCAAAAAAGGAUCCUCCGGCAAACCGGUGUUCAACUUUGAAACCUAUACCGGCAUGCAGGCCGUAUCACAUAAGAUAAAGAUGAUGGAUGCUUAUGAAAUAGCUUCGCUCAUUGCUGCCGCGCGCAACAAUUCAUGGAUCGAUCAUAACCCCCAGACCAAUAGUGCAACUGACCCUAAUAACCUGCGCAAUGAUAAUAAGUACAGCAUUCCGCCUUUUAUCUUUCCUUACCUGGAGCGGCAGAAAGGCCUCGUCAAUACAGAUUGGCAGAAUGAAGUAUUUCGUAUAGCACCGCAGCAGAACUAUAACCUAUCCUUGUCA
Messenger RNA from Ostertagia ostertagi, 1230 nucleotides. The record is from the annotation of a GenBank genome assembly. Lineage: Eukaryota; Metazoa; Nematoda; Chromadorea; Rhabditida; Trichostrongylidae.